Centropristis striata (black sea bass) is the source of this 2346-nucleotide messenger RNA. RefSeq names its product spermatogenesis associated 7 (gene spata7). The coding region runs from base 202 to 1995 and encodes 597 amino acids. Lineage: Eukaryota; Metazoa; Chordata; Actinopteri; Perciformes; Serranidae. Gene Ontology annotation, cellular component: axoneme; rod photoreceptor outer segment; photoreceptor distal connecting cilium. Gene Ontology annotation, biological process: photoreceptor cell maintenance; protein localization to photoreceptor connecting cilium; protein localization to photoreceptor outer segment. The transcript has 12 exons. The record is from RefSeq and is a predicted model, not a curated record.
AUCAUAGCAACCAGCAUGGCGACGGGGAAGCUUUGCUCCGCCGCUCAUCUGUUUAUAAGCUAGUAUUAUAAGCUAGUAUUAGCUGUUACCUUCGCGUUACUGGAUUAUUAUUCAGCGCAAAAAUGUUUGUAGUAACAUACACUGUAGUUUCUGGUUGUAUCCAGGCUCUGCCGUCGCUGCCCCAGAAUAUUUCUGAGGAAGAUGGGAUACGCUGAGUGUAACAUUACCAUGGACUCGAGAACAGGAAGUGUAUCAUCUGGUUUGGGGUACAGCCCUGGUGUGAGAGGACAGACUUCUAAAAGUAGCCCUUUCUGCCCUCGCUCCUCCAGCAAGUUAACACAGUCCAUUGUAAAAGAUCACAUGGUGUCUCAUUACAAAAAGGUUUACUCCGCUAAAGCUGCCAUUGAUGCCUCAGUACCCAAAAGCAUGAUACAUAGUGUAAAGUACAAUGACUCGAUCAGAGAGAAGCAGUUAAAGAAAGGGGGUCGACCUCAGUCAGCCCACUCUCAGUCACAGAGGACCAGCAGAGCCUCCUGCUCCUCGGCCCAGAGCAGAUUAUCUGUGCAGUAUGAUGACAGCCCGUACCUCUGCUCAAGAAGUUCUUCAGUCUCCAGCCCAAGGUUCAGCUCCUCCUUCCAUGCCAAGGAGAUAGUUUAUCCAUCAUAUAAAGUCAGUUCUCAGAACCAUUCUUAUCACAUCCGCCCAGCAUCAGAAAUCAAGUACCGUAGCCCAGAGGCCACUUCACACAGGAAGCAGUCCUUGUGUUCACUGGGAGCUUCUGGAGAUGAUGGUUCCUACAAGACUUUCCAGGACCCGGUUCAGAAAACGUACAGCGGAGACCUGCUCCAGAAACAUUCAAAGCACUUUACCCAAGACAAACCUUUCACCCCUAAGACCCUGAAAUCAGAGAAGAGUUCAUACCUGUCACAAUACCGCUACUACAGAGCGCCACGGAGGAAACCUACUCAGGACUGCACCAACUCCAAAUUGACGCGUCAGGAGACAUAUCAUGGAAGCACAAACACCAAGGACUACACACAGGACUUGUAUGAGCCAUCUCAGGGAUUUAAUACAGAGCACGAGUGGUCUGAAGAUGAGCUCAAUGGCACAUAUUUCUCAGCAUCUAGACAACAGAGUCGAGCAAACAAGAGCAGGGACCAUCAUUUCUUAGACUCCUUUUCAAGGGUCUCGCCAGGAGGUGGGAAAUCUCCCUUUAUGAAGAAUGUAUCUGCAGAGGAAGAAGAACUAAUGUACCUCGAAUUCAUUUCUGCUGUAACAGAAGACAUAUUGUCCCGGGGGCACAUCUCUGACAGGUUCCUAGACCGGGUGAUAGAGCGCCAUAUCGACAUGAAUCGGCAUCGGCUUGAUAUGGGUAAAAUGCGCCACCUACUGGAAGUGCUGCGUAGAGAUUUUGAAGAGCCGAUCAACGCAUCCACCUCCAGCACAGAGCUUGAAAAAAAGGAGAGCGAUCUACUUGAUUCAUUCCCACCUCCUCUGGAAUCAGACGGGGAACAAGUGAUGACCAGAAAGGACAAUGACCUCUUCCCUUACGCGUCACUGAUUAAAUACUGUGAUUCGCCAGAUUACGCUGGUCCCCUGUUGGUGUCUACACCCGUACACUCCCCUGAAACAACCACUGCCUCACCAACUCAAACAAACGAAAAGGACGGAGAAGAUGACAAUCAGGAAGCGGGCAUUAGCUCUCCUCAGCUCGGUGAGCUUGGUUCUAAUUAUACAGGAAUCAGUGAAGAGGACACCACAGAGACAAGCAAAGAAGUCAGCAAUGAGAACCAUGAAUACACCUCCAGUGACAAGGAGAUCCAUCAAGACCAAGCUGAAGUCAGUGAUGACGGACAAUCUAAAGAGGUUGAGGAUCUUGGAAAAAGUUUGUCAGAGUCGCUUCAUGUGUCCAGUGACACACACUACAACGAUGUGGAAGCUGCAACUGAGCAACAUACAAAUACUGUUGCCUCUGGCAGCGAUGACGAGUUCUGAGAUUUGUUGUAUUCAGGGUUUUUUUUAGUGGUUUUGGAAGUAAGAUAGUGUUUUCUACAGAGAGAAAUGUAACCUAAAAGUAUAGCUUUGCUUGUGUGAUUUUACACCGGUUGUGUUUUUUCAUGUUUUUACAACCAGUAUGGUGUUGUAGCUCUGUUUUGUUUUCAUCUAUUUACAAAAGCACAAUGAAAAUUUCACAUAAGCAAACAGGGUUUGGCAAGUAAUGCUCUAAAUAUUUUCUCUUUUUUUUGCCCCAUGGUUACUAGUAUGCGUAGCAAAAAGUAUUAUAGCACAAUGCACACACUUGAAAAAAAAAAACAAGACAAAUUUACAAGAUAAUAUUAUUGCAAA